AAAAAAAAAAAAAACCACUCCACCCCCUUUGUGCUUCGUGUUCUUGGAGCAGGAUUCGAAACCUUGGUAUUCUCCGACCACCGGAACACCAAUUCAUCGGUGUUAAUCUCUAAUCUCCGCACAAUCGACGGUGGGAUCUUCACCCCUACCACUCACCAGAUCUAUCUCUUUCCGUUUCAUUGUUUUAUCUUAGUGUUAAAGAUAUCAUAUCAAUAAAGAUAUGAAGAAGAAGAAUAAAAAGAAAUCUCAAAACUUUUCACCAUCCAAACUACUCUUCUUAUCGCAUUUGAUUUGCGGGAUCGGGUUAGCUUCAUCGUUUUGGCUGGCAAUCAAUGUUUUCUCCAUCAAUUUAAUCGAUUAUCCAGUUCAAACCCUCUGUUUAUUAUGGCUGGUUCAGGCCCCUGUUGUGAUUCUGGUUUACAGUUUCUUUCGAAAAGAUAAGAAUCAGAGCUCGUACUUGAAAGCGGUAGCUAGAGGUUUAUUGGGGCUUCCGGUCGGGGCGGUUGUGAAUGCGCUUGGAGCUAUUGCUUUAGGGGCGCCUGUUGGAAGUCGGUAUAUUUUAAGAACCCUCAACUGGUCUCUUCUGAUGUCUGCAUUUACUGUGAGUGUAAAUCUAUUUCACCCCUGCAGCCUCUGUCUACGGUUCAUGGCUUUUGAUACAAAGCUGAUUGAAAGUAUUGAUUAUAUGAUAUGUAUACCUGCAUAUGGUGCCGUAAUUGGAGCUUGGUUUGGGGCCUGGCCCAUGCCACUUGACUGGGAAAGGACGUGGCAGGAAUGGCCGAUUUGUGUAACGUAUGGAGCAAUUAUGGGGUACUUGGUAGGAUUGUUGGCUUCUUUCGGUUUUGUAGUCCGUGUUUCUAGGCAACGUGUGAAGGGAGAUUAAUGGGUACAAAGUUGUAUCAAGAAUUCGUUGUCGUUGAGGUGGUUGAAUUAAUCCUUGUGUUUAAUCUUACCUGUAGUGGGAGAAGUUAGAAAACAUAACACUAAUCCAGAAGAUAUUUUUCA
Molecule: messenger RNA, 1005 nt
Organism: Helianthus annuus (common sunflower)
Lineage: Eukaryota; Viridiplantae; Streptophyta; Magnoliopsida; Asterales; Asteraceae
Product: phosphatidylinositol-glycan biosynthesis class F protein
Exons: 8
Coding region: 221-883 (220 amino acids)
Biological process (GO): GPI anchor biosynthetic process
Cellular component (GO): endoplasmic reticulum membrane
Source: RefSeq, a predicted model, not a curated record